GCAGACACGCACACACACACACAACUCAUGACACCCACAGGCGCACACAGAGAAUACAUGGCAGUCAUAAUCAACAAACGAAUCUCUUUGUCUUUUCAGCCUGCAUUUUUUUUAUCCCUUAAACAUUUGUUUUGAGAGCAUUUGACCUCAGAAAAUGGCAGAAUGAAAGCCAUGAUUUACUAUAGCUACUUGCAUGUCACGUCAUCACUCCAACUGGCAUCACUCUCCCCAUGAGGACAGACAGACCUACUCAUGUAUCCCUCCUCUGAGGUGCUGAAGCAGACCCAGGGUCAAGGACCAACACAAGAUGUCUUUCCUGGACCAUAGCAGAGUCACUGUACUGGAACACUACACAGUGGAAUUCAACACAGCAGGACAGUGACAGCCAACACAACUCAGUACACGGCAGCACCGCAGUGUUCAGUACAUUAACACCUCAGGGUACUGAAGUACAGCACACAACACAAGGUAGCUCAGUACAAGAGGAUAGAGAACAGCACAGAAUAAUAGCCCAGUGUAAUGGAGGAGUAUAACACGUAAAGAGUUUAGGAGAAGAAAGGAAGUAGGAGAUGGGUUGGGCUGGGAAGAGUCUAGAAAUAGGAGAGAGAGUGAGGUAUUACAGGACAGGACGGACAAGAAGGAAAGCAGGGAGAAGGCUGUAAAUAUGAGGCAAGGUAAAGAGAAGAUUUUUAAUCGAGAGGGCAGAUGCGUAUAUUGAUUUACUGUGCUACUUUACAUUAUUCUGCACUGUUGAGGAAGAGCAGCAAGUAAGAAUUUCACUGUAUCAUUUACACCCGCUGUAUCCUGUGCACGUGACGAAUAAACUUCGAUUUGAGGUGUUUAUUGACCUGACAUGGUUGGAAAAGUGAGAGCAUUGGUGGAAACCAUGUUUUUUAAAAACCUAUUCUUAAGACCAGUAAAAUCCCCAAGGGCCUCAAAAAAGAGGGGAAGGAAGAGAGACAAGGAGAGGAGGAAACAUGACAACUGUGUGCUGUCUGGUGAAGCUGACGGCAGGUCUCAACCGGCCACUGCCUGAGCCAAUAAAACAACAGGCGGGGUUGGAUCACAGCCAGGAUAUAGACUGGGUGUUUAUAGAGUUGUAGAGUCACUGGGCCUGCUCUGUGUGAAAAACUAUUAAUGUUUAACCAGGCACCUUUUAACAUGUAUGACUUUUAGGGCUUUGAAGACUAGUGAGAUUCGUCUUUGUAUUUCUUCAGUGAGUUUGGAUAUAAAUCUUCCCACUGGGCACAGCCGUCAAUUAAACGUCUAUUCCACGUUGGUUCAACGCAAUUUCAUUGAAAAGACGUGGAAACAGCGUUAAUUUUACUAGUUUGUGCACAAUGAUUUGUCGUGGGAACUUUUGAGGGUAAUUGACCUAAAUAUUGCCGGUUUGUUGGUGUGUUUGGCAAAGAUAUGGUACAGUACUCCUAAAUUAUACCAGUAUAUUAACACACUUUGUGGUAAGCUCAAUAUCUAAAAGAAAUGACCUGUAGUGUCUAUCCACGUGGACCAUACAGAGGAAAUUCCCCAUUUCCACUUCCCCUUCUGUAUUGCCAUAGAAAAAGGAAGAACGUUUAACAUGUCUGUUUUGGUCUGAGGUUGUCUGUUAGGGCCAUUUAUCUGGGCGUGGUGAAUGUGGUCUGCUGGACUGUGAGCUUCGAUUCAACUUUUUGUUUGAAUCUUUAGAUUAGGCAAGAUUUCCCUCCAUUAUACAUGUUGACUCUGUCUUUAACUCUGUGAAAUAUAUGAACUACCCUUCACCUGUAGGCCUACAGUUCCCAAACCUCUUAUUGGAACCUUGUUUGGCUCAAAGCCAUCACUCUUCCUGAAAGACAGAAUGAAAGCGGGGGGGAAAAAGAGGGAGAGGAAAUUGCAGUGUGGGCAGAAAUCCGCCUUCUCCAUUUCCUGAGGAGGAAGUGGAUUAGAUCAGGGGGUGAGUUGUAGCCGUCUCCUCACUCUCAAAGAAGGCUUCUCUUCUUUUUACCCCAUUUAGCCAGGAGUGUUAGAAACCACCCCACUCUGAAUGGGAGAGGUUUGCCUGGGUGAAUGUUCUUGAAGUGGUGAAGUUAAGAGUUACAUUUCUCCAUCACAUUGGCGGAUUUUCACGUUAAUCCUCCAAUUUCCUGUCUGUUAGCUGUCUCAUUGUUGAACUAUAGAACAUGCACAUGAAAAGAAAAAUAAGCACAGCUGUAAAACACUUGAUUAUACUGUUUGGUUGCACUAGAUGUCAGCGUUUGAGUGAAGUGGAUGACUUUUCAACCCUCAAUUCCAUUCCAUUAAUCGUGUUUACUUAAUUGUCUUGCAAUGUGUCAGCCUCAAGGUCACCCGCCUAGCAGACACUAAGAAGCGUAGCAGUGUCAUUCAGGCUCACUGCAAUAAGGGAUUCACUCUAUUUACUGACGUCACGACAAGUCGGGCGGGCACUGAUGGGGAGGUAACAUUGAGACACCUGUGACAAGUUCAAAGAAUAUGGAGUGAGUGUCUAUGGGAAUUUGUAUGGAGAGUACAGCUUACGUUAAACAUUGAAGCUUAUUGAACAUGAGAAAUCUCUUGCUGGGUGACAGAGAAAGAAGCCUCGUCUUGGAUACUUGGCUUGCUGCUGUUUUUCUUUGUAAACCUUUCUCAAUAGAUUGAGUUUGCUUUGCUCACAGCUGGGUUUCUACUGUGUGUGUGUGUGGGUGGGUGGCUGAGUGUGUGUGUGUGUGUGACUGUCUUUGUGUACAGGCAUGUUGGAGUUGGUGUGUGCUUGUGUAUUAAUCGAUCUCCUUGUGUGUGCAUGUCUACAUGUCACUCUGUGAGUAAUUGUACUGUGUGUGUGUGUGCCUGCAUACUCGUUUGUGGAGUCUUUCUGUAUGUGUACAGAUGUUUGCGUGCAUAUCAACGGUACAGGACACACAGAAGGGUAUUUGAGUAUCUUGUGUGUGUGCAGUCAUUGUAUAUGUGUGACUGUGUGUACCCCAGUGCCUUUCAGAGGGGAAAGCCGUUCUCAUCCUCAGGAAUUUCCUGAGUGGGCAGACGGCGCUUCCUGAAUAAAUGUUGUUGUUUUUCCCCCUUCGUUCCCUUUUCUCCCUCUGAAAGGGGAAACUGUUCUCACAUGCCAGCAGCCAAGUGGAGAGAAGCCCCUUCUCUUCCUGUUUGAAACACUCCACAUGCCAUCAUGGAAGGAAGGGGGUUUGGGAGGAAAGUGGGGGUCAUAGUUCCCCACCCUAAACCAGGCAGGGAGAAAACUGAGCCCACCAGACAGAUUGAUGCUUAAAAGACAUCGCUAUGUUGCUAAUGCUACCCAUUCUGCCUUUAAAGGGCGACUGCACUUCCUUUGGCUUUGUUUUGAAUAUUGCUCAAUAAGAAAUGCUUGAGACCACAACUGAAGCCAAACCAGAGUUAUUACUUCUAAACAAAAUAACUUUUUGGGGUUCUCAUACACUUACAAUUGUGUUUUGAUUAUAGCUUGAACAGUCAAUAAGACAAUUUGGUUGUGAUCUUUGCAAAAUAACUGUUUUGGAUGCCGCAGUUGUUAGCUAGAAUGCUAAUGCUCAUUGACAUAGUCUGUAGCAAAAGCUAGCCAAAGAGUAAUUUUACUGGUUGAAGUUGAAAUGUUUUUAAAGUAAAAUGCAGUUGAUUUGCGAUGAUGACACAAACAUUCAUACGAGCCUUAAAGGCCCAUUUAAAAUCCAAAAGUCAUGUGAAAUGCUAUCAAAAGCUGGCGUUCUAUAAGAACUUCCCCGUGUUCUGCCACCAACUUGUGCGUAUCGCUCUCGUGAGGCAAUGUUUGCAAACACAGAAAUGGGUUUAUUGUACCUUGGCAGGUGUUUGUCCCUCCUGAGUCACUGUUGCAACAACAACCACUUCCUCAAAAUAUUAAUUCAUUUAGACGGUUUUGCAGAGGAGGUCUUAGUUGCGCAAUUUUGCAUCUAGCUAAGGUGUUUGGUGCAGUAAUUCUUAAGUAAAAACAUUUGCAUGAAAAACUAGUCUGCACUGCAUACAGUCUAUCGAGCCAGGAAAGUCUGGCUCCGCGCUCUGGACUGAUUUCUGAGAACAAUAAUAUCUUUACAGUAUCAUCUGUAAGCUGUCAAACUAUUGUAAAUAAAACACAAGCAACACACUGUUUAUCAGUGUACAAAUCACUUGCUAGCUAGCAAAGUUCCAACUCUGUGUUUGUCAAUUAAGCUAGCAAGUAGGGACAAGCAGGCACACUGAGCAGCCAGGCCACAAUCAUCUUAUCAAGUCAGUGGUGAGUUGUCUGCUUCGGUGCUGUUAUUUAUUUAAAUAGAUUUUUUUACUUUCUCACCAUCUAUUACCAGAAUGUGAGUCUGUCUGGCAGUGUUUUAAUAGGGAAUCAUGUUACAAAACAGGUCGCGGGAAAUACAAAAUGCUUGCGAAUGGGUUUUGGAAUAUUGAGCAGUGCUCUCUGAUCGUCUCAUUUUGCCCCCAAAAAGUGUCCGACUCGAGUGAUUGACACUAUCAAACAUAAUCAAGUGGCCACUCCAUAAAGGGCUUAGGGUCAAGGGUUAUUUCAACAUAACGUUGGCGAGAUCAGUUGUCUUAUGUAAACACGUCUGAGAUGCUGUGUAAUGGGCAGAUCUGUUUCACAGUCUGGAGGUUCUGGCUGCUAUGAUUGGAUAGAGCGCGUGCAGCUGAUGGAGCGCAAUUAGUACAGCUGCUCCUCUCGUGUUAGUGGGCAUGACCGUAAUCCAUACCCAACCCCCCAGUAAGUCACGACAAACUCAUUUACAGAACUCAGUUUUGGAUGAGACUGUCUUCAUGACCAAAAUUAUCUUAUUUACACGUUGUAGAUGAUUUUGACCCUACAAUUGAUGUUUCUAUCUCAUAUCGAUAUAACCAACUUCUCUGGUUUUAAACGGCCUAAUGGGCAGUUGACAUUUUUAAGUGAAGCGCCUACUGCAAAUGUCAUUAGCAUAGAUGACAUGCUAAUUUCCAUGACAUUGUGGUUUAGUACAGAAUAAUUCUGGAUUGAACAAUGAGGUCAAACUGAGAACAGCUAUUCACUUGAACAUCUCUGAAACCUCUAGCUGGGCUGAUGUAUGUUCCUAAUACAUUUGCAUAAUUUCAUAUAUAUGAAACCUUCAAUCCUGUAAGGGUCUGUUAACGUGAAACAUUGCAUUUAUUCUAAGUUCUUGGUUGGUAUUCUAUGGCUCUAAGCUCUCAAGGGCAUAGCUGGCACUGUUUAGUCUGUUUGAACAAUAACCUCUAUCUAGCAUGUACAUGUUCUGUGGUCUGUUUGCCCAAAGAGAAGGAAAGCAUGGUAGCUUGUAGGUGUGCAUUUAAGAUUCACAAGUGUAGCUUUUUAGGUACAGCAUUAGUACAGUACUACUUGUUCCUACAUUUUCUAAAAGAGGGUUGGCCUUCUCUUAUAAAAACGCAUAAAUAGAAUCAGUGAAGGCAGGAACUUGUUGAAAACAAACUACAGUACAUGAGCCAGCUUGCCCCCAAUGCACAACAUACUAUCAAACAGGUUGCGCUACUUCCUGCCCAUGAACCAAGCGUUUGAUUGGUCAUCUGUUUUAUGCUUGUUUUGACUGGAUGGAGUCCAAUCCGGCUGGAUUUGGAACACACUGUUUCCGAUGAGGUGAAGUAUGUAGUUUGCAUAUUGACCUGGAGCGAGAGAAAGGAGGGGGGAUAAAGUGAAGGACAGAAAUGGGGAGGGUGAGAGAAGAGGGUGUGAGUAAGGGAAAUGUGUAAGGUGUUACACCCUCAUGCCUGACUCACAAGGUCAAAAGGCCUCUUCUCCCUCCUACCCUGCAUGAAGAAAAGCUAUUUUCAAUCAAGAAUGGAAGACAAUAUCCGCCUCUUCAUUCAAGAAGGAAAGCAAACAUUUGCAGCAAAGGUAAAUGACUAUAGAGAGCAUUGAUUCAGGAAACAUACUUUUGACCAAAGUCCUUAGCUGUCAAAAGCAUUUGCCAACUUCUAUAGCAUUUACAGGUGAAACUGUACACACACACACACACACACACACUACUGGUCUGACCUUUAGAGGUCUACAGAAUGGACACAUUUCCCCUGUAUGUUCUGUUUUGCUGAGAGAGGAGUUAAAGAGGUUGUGGAGGGUAACGACGAAACAAGAUACCAGUGAUCUCAUCCCUUCUCUCCUUCAUUCAUCCCUUGCACUUCCGAGUUUCCCCGGCAACAGCGUGCAUCACUGUGUGAGUGCGGGGGCCUGCAAAUCCACAGAGUGAAAAUUAUGUGUCAUCAGAGAGGAUUAGUAGCCCACGGUUUAGUCAAGGGCCUUUCGGUUGGAUCCGCUGGUCGUGUUCGAGAGUGUUUCAUCCCAAACACAAACAGACUGUACACCAGAAACCCGAGAUGGUGUCCAACAAAGACACGGAUGGUGAAACGAGAGGGGGGGCUGAAAUUGAUUUGGUCAUGAACACCGAAACAGUAAAUCUUCAGUGAAAUGUGAAAAGGAUUGGGUGAAAGGGGAAACUGCUCUGAGCCUGUGAGGGACAUUAAGAUGUGGGGCUAGUCAAAGAGGCACUGUCAUUCUCUUUCCUCCUGAUCUUUUUCUGGCUGCCUCAGCUUCUCUCUUUCCUCUCUCUCUUUCUCACCAUGUGCUUGUCUGCUGAGUCUUAAUAUCCGUUUCUCUUCCUGUUGGUCUUCUUUAUUCUACCACUUCUCCGUUAUUGUUUCUGGUUCACAUCACUCUCUCUAUCCCCCCCCUCCCUGCUCUAUCCUUUUCUCUCUCCGCUCUCUCCGUUGCUGCUGACUGUUGAUAAACCUCACAGCGUCGCUCCCUAAGCUUACCGUAGGAAGUUUCCUGUGCUGAAAUGGAGCCCAUGCUGGAUCGCUUCCUGCCCAAGCGCCCCCCCCUCCCUCCGCUGGGCCCUGUGCAGAUGGCUGGGUCCAGCAGGCCGGAUCUCAGUGGAGUUUUGGCAGCGUUGUGCCUUCCCUCUCUUUCUCCUCUCUCUCUCUCUCUCUCCCUCUCUCUCUCUCUCUCUCUCUCCAGCCGUGGAGAGAACAUACCACGGCAGUGACCUCACAGCCAGGGCCUCCCUGCACGCCGUACGCAUCACUAAGGUUAUGUGAUUAAGGGGUCACCCGUAGGCGGCACAGCUGGUGGAUGCUGAGCAUAUGGCCUGCAGCCGGUGUUCUGGAGCAGGGAGGACGUGGGCCAGUGGUUGCGCUGGGCCGAGAGGGAGUUUGCCCUGCGGCCCAACACCAGCGGCAGCUUCCAGAUGAACGGCAAGGCCCUGCUCCUCCUCACCAAGGAGGACUUCCGCUACCGUUCGCCCCACUCCGGGGACGUCCUGUACGAGCUGCUGCAGCACAUCCUGAAGCAGAGGAAGCCGCACGUCUCCUACCCCUCCGCCUACUUCCCCGGCAACUCCUUCCACCCUUUGCCAGAGGGAGCUCUCCAGCACCACAAACUGGAAGAAACGGUACGGCGGACACCACGCAGUACAGAGCUCCAACCCCAGCACCCACCCACCAUUGAGCUCCGACACCGCUCCCGCUCGCCACACCAGCCCGCUCCACGCCUCUCCCCUCUGGACCCCAACUACCCACGCCCUGGUGCCGAGGACCACCUCCAGACAUCCUCCCAGCUGCCCGACAGCAACCAACACCUGCCAGAGGACUUGUACACUCUGUCAGUGUCCCCGGCCGCCCCUAACGGCCGCUGCGCCACACCCCGCGAGGCCCCCUGCCCAGGCAGCCCCGGUUGCCAGGACGCUGCCCCCCCUCGUGUCAUCCAGCUCAUGCCCAGCGCCAUCAUGCACCCCCUGCUGCUUAGCCCAGGGCGAGGAGGUGGCGCUGGAGACUUCAGGCAUGGCCGUGGGGGGCCACCACUUCAGGCCCACCAUGAAAACGGGCGUGAGGGGAAGAGCCACAUCCAGCUGGCACUGGCCCACCACCAGCAGCUUACUCUGCAUCAGCAGGAGGAGGCGCUCUACAGGAACCACCACGUCAUCGUGCCCGUCUCGCCACCAGAGGAACAGGCAAUGCCCAUUGGACGGAUAGCAGACUGCAGGCUGCUAUGGGACUACGUCUACCAGCUCCUCUCAGACAGCCGGUACGAGAACUACAUCCGCUGGGAGGACACAGAGACCAAAGUCUUCCGCAUCAUGGACCCCAACGGCCUGGCUCGCCUGUGGGGGAACCACAAGAACAGGACCAAUAUGACGUACGAGAAGAUGUCGCGAGCACUGAGACACUACUACAAACUGAACAUUAUCAGGAAAGAGCCAGGACAGAGACUCUUAUUCAGGUUCAUGAAAACCCCAGAUGAGAUUAUGAGUGGACAAACUGACAGGCUGGAGCACAUAGAGUCGGACACAGAUGAUCAAAUCUACAUCAAAGAGGAGUGCUGAGGCCCUUGGGAAAUGGAGUCCACUAAAGCGAUGAACUACUACAGCCGCUGAUGCCUUUCGGAAAGCAGCUCAAACAAUCGUUUCAAACCAAGAGCGCCCGGACAUUCACUCUAUCCAAAACUCAGAGGAACUUGAAGGUGACGUCUCUCUGCCUUUUAAAACUUUAUAAGAUUUUCUUUCCAGACAAAUCUUAUCAGUUUUCUGUCUUAAUUCAAGGAGUUCAAAGGACCUGGUGAAAAGUAUAUCUCAUAAGACAUUCCUUUUCCCUGAACUACCACAGCAAAUCAAUCAUUUCAUGCUUGUCAUGUCAUAUUGUUGAUUUUUCUUCCCCACGUCUGCAUUAAGUAUAAGAAAAUGUUGCAAUUUGUGCAAAUAAUGGGAGGGGGUGUGUAGCUGGAACGUUUUCACCACCGAAUAAAUAUUUUUGAAUAAUU
Messenger RNA from Oncorhynchus mykiss (rainbow trout), 8758 nucleotides. RefSeq names its product transcription factor ETV6. Gene Ontology annotation, cellular component: nucleus. Gene Ontology annotation, molecular function: sequence-specific DNA binding; DNA-binding transcription factor activity, RNA polymerase II-specific. Gene Ontology annotation, biological process: cell differentiation; regulation of transcription by RNA polymerase II. Lineage: Eukaryota; Metazoa; Chordata; Actinopteri; Salmoniformes; Salmonidae. The record is from RefSeq and is a predicted model, not a curated record.